Messenger RNA from Toxotes jaculatrix (banded archerfish), 3469 nucleotides. RefSeq names its product sterol O-acyltransferase 1 (gene soat1). The record is from RefSeq and is a predicted model, not a curated record. The transcript has 16 exons. NCBI's taxonomy places the organism in Eukaryota, Metazoa, Chordata, Actinopteri, Toxotidae. Gene Ontology annotation, molecular function: cholesterol O-acyltransferase activity; fatty-acyl-CoA binding; cholesterol binding. The coding region runs from base 140 to 1849 and encodes 569 amino acids. Gene Ontology annotation, biological process: cholesterol metabolic process; cholesterol efflux. Gene Ontology annotation, cellular component: endoplasmic reticulum membrane.
UCUUCUCGUCCGUGUUUAUACAAUGGGGAAGGUGAGCAGCAGCGCAAACUGUUGUGAUUGAAGGAGUCACACGUCUGAGUUUCGACUCGGUCACGUCGGAGGUCGGCUGAAGAAGAGAGCACCCGGCGGCUGAAGCGAGAUGGAGAGCAGGGAUGACUUUGUCCUCCGGUCCCGCUGCCGAGCCAUAUCUAAGAUGCCCACCUUCUCUGAUUCAGAUGGCUGUUUGGAUGGGGAUUGCAGCCCAGGAGAACACCGAAAAGGCAAGGGAGACAACCACAUUACCAGCAAUGGAAAAAUUGAAGUGGAACAUAUGAUCAGCAAAAAGCUACAACUGAAAAGGAAAGCAGAGUUCCUGAAGAGUGACCUGAUGCGUCAGUUUGACAGUCAGGUCAAUGACUUCAUGGACAGUCUUAUUGAAGAGUCGGCCAGCCUUGAACCUGCACCUGUUCCUGCUGUUUUCUCACCCCCACUGUCAGACAAGGAGAGGAUCAAACUCAGGCAUUUUCGGCCUCCUCAUGGCCAGGGAAAGCAGUUUGUCAGUCGCAGGUCCCUCCUAGAUGAGCUGUUUGAGGUGAACCACAUCAGGACCAUCUACCACAUGUUUAUUGCCCUACUCAUUCUCUUUAUCCUCAGUACACUUGUGGUAGAUUUCAUUGAUGAAGGCAGACUGGUGUUAGACUUUGACCUGCUGGUCUACGCCUUUGGACAGUUCCCUCUAGUGGUGUGCACAUGGAUCUGCAUGUUCCUGUCUGUGCUGCUGGUCCCCUUCACCCUGUUCCACUUGUGGUCACAGACCCAGUCUGGGUCUUAUAGUCAUCCCAGGUUGUACAGUUUGCUGCUUGGUUCUGUUUUCCUGCUUUACCAAGCUCUGGGUCUGGGAUUCCUUCCCACAUAUGUGGUGGUGACCAACAGUUUGCCCCCUGCAUCCUGCUUCAUCAUCAUCCUGGAACAGGUGCGUCUAAUGAUGAAAGCACACUCCUUUGUGAGAGAGAAUGUACCAAGAGUUCUGGCCUGGGCUAAAGAUAAGACCAGUCCCAGCCCAGUGGUCCCUCAGGUUUCUCAGUAUCUGUACUUCCUGUUUGCACCCACACUCAUCUACAGAGACAAGUACCCCAGGAACCCAGUGAUCAGAUGGGGUUACGUGGCCACAAAGUUACUUCAGGUACUAGGCUGUCUGUUUUAUGCCUAUUACGUAUUUGUGCGGCUGUGCAUCCCUCAGUUUCGCAACAUCAGUCUACAGCUGUUUGACCUGAAGGCCAUGGUCCUCUGUGUCUUUAACUCCAUCCUGCCAGGAGUGUUGGUUCUCUUCCUGGGAUUCUUUGCCUUCCUCCACUGUUGGCUCAAUGCAUUUGCAGAGAUGCUUCGUUUUGCUGAUAGGAUGUUUUACAAGGAUUGGUGGAAUUCAACCUCUUUUGCCAAUUACUAUCGCACUUGGAAUGUAGUGGUCCAUGACUGGCUGUACUACUAUGUGUACCGGGACUUCCUGUGGAUGUCUCAGAAGCGUUUCAGACCAGCAGCCAUGCUGUUUGUGUUUACAGUGUCUGCAGUGGUCCACGAGUACAUUCUUGCAAUCUGCUUUGGCUUUUUCUAUCCUGUGCUCUUCUGCCUUUUUAUGUGCUUUGGAAUGAUGUUCAACUUCAUUCUGCAUGACCAAAGGAAAGGUCCCAUCUGGAACAUAAUUAUGUGGACAUCUCUCUUCUUGGGUCAGGGAGUUAUUAUCUGUCUGUACUCCCAUGAGUGGUAUGCCCAGCGCUACUGUCCCCUUAAGGAGCCUUCCUUCCUAGAGUUACUGAAGCCUCGCUCCUGGAGCUGUCAGAGAGGCUUGAUGGUGGACGCUGAUAGGCUGUGACCUGUAUUUGGACUACUGACAGGGACUAUCGCUGAUCAGUAAAAAUUUGACCAGCCUUUCUGUUACUUUCAUAACUUUAUGUCUUUAAUAUUGUUUUGCACUAAGGUCACGACUAAGUCUGUGUACGAAUGUAGGUAAGAGGUCCAACAAGUAUCUGCCAAAAUGUUCUUUACUCUAACAGCUAAGUCACAUUGAUGCCUUACUUAUUUGUUUUAUGUUUUUUCAAAGGCAGCCCCACAACAAAAUUGCAAGUUCACAUAACCCCCCCCCAUGUGAACUCUUUUAUUUUUAUGUACUAUUUAUUUUUCAGAAGUAUUCCCAUUACUUUUGCCUUGACCAACUGUGAAACCGCUCCCUGUGCCAAUAGAAUCGUGGCAAUAAUAAUAUGGCAGCUGAAUACAAACAUUACACAGUACAAACAAUAUUCUCAUAUGCAGUAAUGGUUAAUAUUUAAUAAGGUUUGCGGCUGCUACUCUAUUAUAACAGAUGUUCAGUGUGCUGCUUGGAAAAACAUUUGAUGUUAUUAACAUUCACUGCCCAUAAGAUUUAUUUUGAAAAACAGCCACUGUUUGGUGUUGUGUAUAAAUGUAUAAGAAACUGGUUUCUGGAGUAUAACUUGCAGUCAACUUCUCUGAAGAAGAAAAUGAAAGUGGCACAAAUUCUGAUGGAGUUGGGAAAUGAUUUUGUAGUAAAUAUGAAAGUAUAAUUUGUGCGUCUAAUGAUUCAGGUGUAUAGCAUUUAUACCUGAACUCUUAUAUUUUUUGAAAAUAUUUUCUUAAAUCUGGGAUUUCUAAAUCCCAAAUUUAAAACAAACUUUUUCUCUUCACCAGCUGUCAAGUCACAAGUUAGGAAAUUAGACGCUUAUGAAAAAUCACAACACUGGACUGUGUAAAACAAAAUGUUAAAUGAAACAGAUGAUAGUUAUGCUGUGGGGAGUGAUUAUACUCUGUGACUGCUGAAUGUAUCCUUGAUUAUUGAAUUGAACUGGUGUGAACAUAUAUCUAUCUUUAGACAAUUCCUUGUGAACCGAAAUGAAGUUAUACAUUUUGUUCAUGACCAAUGUUAUGUGAGUUAUGUGCACUGAUUUCAGCUGCAAGGUGAAAUCACAACAGUUGCAGCUGGCUGCUGGAAUAUUACAACACUGAGAUAAGUGAUCAUCACUAAGGGCUACAGUUUGCUUUGUCAGACAUUGUGAUUUGUUGUUUAAAUCAUACACAUAUACAUUUUACAGAAAAGUAACUUUCAUGUAAAACUAAUGGAAGAAGGAAUUUAUCUGCUCGGUGUGCUUUUAGUUCAUGUGAUCUCAAAAUAUUGUAUUUACACAUUUGUAUUAUUUGAAAGAAAUCAGUCAUGAAUCAUUGCACAGUAAAUGUUGCCAAUUAUGUAAUAAUUCAAUGCAGGGAGACUAUUUAUGCUUAUGGAUAAUGAGAUGCACAAUAUAAAGUAAAAACCAGCAAUGGGAAGCUCACCAUUCCAAAAGAACUGUAUGACCACAAGGUGGCACUGUAUUAAAAGCUUUUAUUUUCAAACCUUCCUCUGUUCAUUUUGGCAAGAGAGGAAAAUGAUGUUAACUAACAACAGAAGUACCAACAACUUAUUUUUUUAGUAUGUACAGAUAAU